Molecule: messenger RNA, 2781 nt
Organism: Engraulis encrasicolus (European anchovy)
Lineage: Eukaryota; Metazoa; Chordata; Actinopteri; Clupeiformes; Engraulidae
Gene: fev
Product: FEV transcription factor, ETS family member
Exons: 3
Coding region: 1092-1793 (233 amino acids)
Biological process (GO): cell differentiation; regulation of transcription by RNA polymerase II
Cellular component (GO): nucleus
Molecular function (GO): DNA-binding transcription factor activity, RNA polymerase II-specific; sequence-specific DNA binding
Source: RefSeq, a predicted model, not a curated record
CACGGACUAUUUGGUCGUCCGUCCUACUGACGACAUUCGUGUCUCAGCAUUCGAGGCUUGUUUUAAGUUGCCUGCGAUCUUUUAAGGACUCAGGCAGCUAAAGCAAGUCUGGGACGCUGGAGGGAAAGCGCCAGGAGAAAGUGCCACCAAGAUGCACUAGACUACCAAAACGCUACAAUGAAUAUUGUAAAUACAAUGACUUUUGCAAAAAAAAAAUCUGAGCGUUAAUCUACAUGCACUGAAGAUCAUUGGGAAAGAGCAGGAAGUAAAAUGCCUCGCAUCUUUUUUUUGCAAUUCAUUAUGCAAUUAUGUAAUGUCUAUGUGACAGAAAUAGAUGAUACAUUUUCAAUAAAUGUAACGGAUUAAUCGCUGUCUUUUGUGUUUUCCAGCCUACAAACCACAUUUAGGCCUGUGUUUGACUCCCAUGUCUAAUAGCAUCACGAGCUUUAGUGAUUGUAUUAUAACACUGGGAUUUGUGUUCUGGCACUAACGGUGAACACAGGUUAACACUGGCAGACAGAACCUGUUUCAUGCGCUAUAGGUUUGCCACAGACUAGACUAAUGGCUCGUCCGUCUGUGCCAACAAACUUAUAAAGCAUGGUUUUACAUUUACGACCACGUUUCACUUCGAUUAUAUGACACAUGCUAACGUAAUGCCAGGGAUAAAAUGUUCUUGUGUACUGAAACGCAGUCAAGCGUGACUUCAAGGUAAAUACUCUCUUCCAACAUGGUGCAGGUCUUUGUGUUUGCAAAGAGGUAAAAAGGCGGAAAAAGAGAGAGGAUCUGAACUGGUUUCCAUGUCAAACACUUCAAUUCUCCAUAGAAACUCUGAUCUUAACGCUGAAACUUUAUUAAAUCCUGAUGGUGGAUUGAUAAGGCCGAAUUUCUAUCGGCUCCUUUUUAUUGUGGAGACGGGGAGGGAUGACAGAGGUAAAUUGCUCUUUUAAUUAAAGCAAUGCACCAAAGGAAAUUGCUGUCUGAAUAUUGUCUCAGAGAUGGGGCUUGUGACAGUUGCCUGGAAACAUCAAUCUGUUUCCCAUUUAUUCCAGAUCAUAGUUUUCAGAUAAAGUUUAAUAAAAAUCUUUACCCGAAUGAAAGCCAACCCUUCCAGACCAACAGACACAAUGAGACAGACCAGCGGAGGAAACCUUAUGUUUAACAUGUAUCUCUCAGAUCCUUCAGAGAAUCUCCUGAAAGAAAGUAAAAAUUCAGCAUGGAGCCCUAUGAAUACAGGAGUGCAGAAAGGUAGUGGACAAAUUCAGCUCUGGCAGUUUCUCCUCGAGUUGUUGUCGGACAGUUCCAACAUGUCUUGCAUCGCUUGGGAAGGCACCAACGGGGAAUUUAAACUGAUCGACCCGGACGAAGUGGCCCGGCGCUGGGGUGAGAGGAAAAGCAAGCCAAAUAUGAACUAUGACAAACUCAGUCGGGCUCUUCGCUACUACUACGACAAGAACAUAAUGACCAAGGUUCACGGAAAGCGCUAUGCCUACAAGUUUGACUUUCAUGGGUUGGCACAGGUGUGUCAACCGUCGUCGACCGAACAAGCCUUUUACAAGUUUCAGAGUAAUUUCACGCCGCUGCCGUUCUCAGGCAUUUCCAAGCUCAACCUGAUGGCUCCGGGCGUGAGCCACUCCGGGUUCUCCUACUGGCCCGGUUCGCCGCCGACUCUGUACCACAGCCACAACCUACAACCACCGGGGCCCUUUGGCACCGUGUCUGCGUCGCACAUAAGCUGCGUCAACAACAUAAACAACUUAAAUAAUUUGAAUACUAUCAGCAGUCCUUAUAAUUGAGAACAGGGAGUAAAUUGGAGAGUAGCAUACAGUCAUCACAGGAAUUCAAGUAAGGUCAGUUCAACGUUAAGCAGUAUUGGAUUUCUCCCCCUUGACCAUCCUCAAUCUGUUGACUGAAAUUGCCAUUUUGUCAACCCUGUAUCAACUGGGUUAUUUAUUUGCCUCAUAGUAGAUACCUUUUAGUGAAAUUAGUGACACGACGAUAUAUCAGCGCCAUCUCAUGGCUAUAAGGUAACGAAGGGCCUACUAUGCCCUGCAUAUGGAAUAAAAACUCACUGUCGUUAUUUUUGAAAACCCAAUUUUAUUCAGUCUAAAAUGUUUUGAAACAAUGACUAUGAAUUUCUUCCUCUUUUUGACCAUAGGAUGCAAUGAUGCCCGGAUCCGAUAAUGUAUAGAUGAUUUGAGGAAGAAUGUCCCUUUACAUUUCUUGAAAUAGAAUUAAUGCCGAUUCCAAACUAGUCACCAAAUUGGCCUCAAAUUUGUGCGUAUUUUUGUGCGUAAAUUUGCGAUUGUAAGUUGCGAUUGAUCCACAGUAUGCUACCAGUUCUGUCUUACUCUUUAUAUUAUCUUAUAGCAAAUUAGACAGAUGAUGAGGUAGCUCACCAACACUCUUCAGUCUUAAUAUCGCAGAAAAUGUACAAGAUGUGCCAAAGUGGAUGUCCAGACAUUUAAACUUGCCUACAUUUCACGCGGGAAACUAAUGUAUCAAUUGAUGAUUGACUUGUUUGCGGAUGACAUUGAUAGCAUCUUUGUAAGUACAGGUGAAGUAAUUGCACCGGAUUGAGCGCUAUGUUCAUAGACGUACAUUUUUGCGCGUAAUGGCAAGAGAUUGAUUCACAAGAUACCAUAUCGAAGACUCAACGAAUGUAACGCAAUUAGAUGGACAGCGUUUUGUGCCAUAUACGUAGGCCUCCUUGUUUUACUUUAUUGUUGUCUGUAUUCAAGUGAAACGAAAAUGUUGAUGGUUGAUGAGAAAAUAAAAUAGUUU